Messenger RNA from Trichoderma reesei QM6a, 725 nucleotides. RefSeq lists its product as uncharacterized. The annotation marks the transcript as partial. Lineage: Eukaryota; Fungi; Ascomycota; Sordariomycetes; Hypocreales; Hypocreaceae. Gene Ontology annotation, cellular component: mitochondrion. The transcript has 2 exons. The record is from RefSeq and is a predicted model, not a curated record.
GCUGUGUUUAGGGCAGAUCACGGUUGACCUACAAAGGGCUCCAGCAACGCAAGUCGACGAUGAAGACGAUACUAUCACAGCCCUUGCGGUUCCUUCGCGGCACCAGCUUCUCAGGAGGCGCAAAUCAGGCAAGGUGGCUGCACAAGACGAGGCCAGCUCCGACAAUCCCGCAGCCGAGACCGUUCGUCCCCGACGUCCAGACCUUCCUCACCCUCAUCGGCCGCGGCCUCAGCAAGCACGCCUCCAAGUUCCCGUCAUGGGAGUCCCUCUUCUCCCUCACCUCGCCGCAACUCAAGGAGCUCGGGAUCGAGCCGCCCCGUAGCCGCCGAUACCUGCUGCAGUGGAUGCAGCGAUACCGAGAGGGCGCUCUGGGUCCCGGCGGAGACUUCAAGUAUGUCACAGACGGCCAGGCUCUGCUGAAAGUCGCAACACCACCGGCGUCCGUCGUCAGCGAUGCGAAAUACGUCGUCAACGUGCCCAUGGAUCAAGAAGCGGUUUUGGAAAAGGACCAGGUCUUGCCCCGCCCAAAUGGCUACACAGUCAGAGGACUCAAGUCAAUAGCCGGCCCGUAUGCGACGCCGCUGCCGCAGCAGGCUGGUGCAAUCGUCAAGGUUACGGAGGGCAUGUGGGAGCAACGUCAAGGCCGCAAGAUUGAUGGUGGUGAGAGAAGAAGGGCAGAGAUUCGGUUCAAGAGACGGUCGGUGGAGCGGAGAGCUGAGCGCGAG